AUGAAGUCGGCAUCAUUGACUGACUCUGCUGCAACGUUGGCUUUCCAUGAGCCAUCGGACGGUGAAAUUGGCCGACAUGCUGGCACCUUGCAGAAGGGAAAGAUCGAUCAGAAGCUCGGAGCCGGCUGCUUUUCUGCCCAGUUGAUUGUGUCUGGUGUUAAUGAUAGAAACUCGGACUUCGUGCGCGGCGGCGAAUUCCACAACGGUCACGACAUCCGCGAGGCACAUCUCAUCCACAAGAACCGGAUCCAUGGUUCUCCGAGUCACUUCGGUCUGCGCUUUGACUGGGCGUUCUUACUGCUUGCUACCAGCAGUUAA
Diaporthe amygdali is the source of this 318-nucleotide messenger RNA. RefSeq lists its product as uncharacterized. The transcript is spliced from 3 exons. NCBI's taxonomy places the organism in Eukaryota, Fungi, Ascomycota, Sordariomycetes, Diaporthales, Diaporthaceae. Bases 1 to 318 code for a protein of 105 amino acids. The record is from RefSeq and is a predicted model, not a curated record.